Dreissena polymorpha is the source of this 1599-nucleotide messenger RNA. RefSeq lists its product as uncharacterized. The coding region runs from base 150 to 812 and encodes 220 amino acids. The transcript has 5 exons. Lineage: Eukaryota; Metazoa; Mollusca; Bivalvia; Myida; Dreissenidae. The record is from RefSeq and is a predicted model, not a curated record.
AGUGCAUCGUACAGUUUGGAUGAUAGAGACAUGACUACUUAAACCCAGUUUGACUUGUUAGCACAUAUACAAUUCCUUACUACAUAAACUGUGCUCUAUUUAAGUGUUGUCGUAGUGAAACACAUUUUCAAUUAUUUUGAUUUAUUAAAAUGAGUUUGUGCGCAUUUGAUAUGGAUUAUCGCGUGAAAGCUUCGUUGCUGAUUGUACUUAUGCAUUGUACUUUGUUAACAUUGGCGGACACAGAUCUGGUUGGAUUUCAAAAGGUCCGGCAACAGCUAGACUCUCUAGGGCGGAUACAAAAUGUUGUUAUAUCCGACAAGGGUGUAUUUAUUUGUCGAUUCGGAAUAUGCUAUUAUAGCAGUUUUGAGGCCCUCAAUCGAAGGUUUCCCGGCCUUUUCCCAACUGUGGAGGAUUACCAAAUACAGACGGGCCUACCAUCGCUGUUGUCCAAUACAUGUUCGUACCUCAAAGCACAGAAUACUACGUCGCUCGGGCCCACCAUCGAGACAGAAUGCUCUAAGUUAGCUAUACCAGGGGAUGGGGAUGAUUGUUGUCAGACGUUCAAGUCCAUCGUUCCAUACACAAAUUACAGCAGUUACCGCAUUUUAUAUAAUUUGCAAGGACAGCAGUGUUAUACGCUACAGCUUUUCACGAUUGGUACAUGCGGGGAUUAUCCAGCAUCCAAUGAGUGCGCGAACUGUUUGCAGGACACCCACCUAAUGGCGUUGUAUGCCUACAACUACGUGACAAUGAGCGUGGGCUUUAACAAUUUUCAAAUACAAUCUUAUUGUUCUUGCAAGGCAUUGAGUUAAAAACAGAAGCAGCGGUUUGUGUCUCCCGGCUUUAUGUUAGAUUUCCAGUUUUGACUUGCCAUCUAAUUUAGUUGCUAAAUACAUUUAGUAUGUUUAUGUAAAUGUAUUUGUACAAAGAGUAUGUUAAAAACAAAGACAUCUAUGAAGUAGUCUGGUUGAAGUCCAAUUAAAGUUUAACAUUAUAAGAUUUAGAAUACAGAUUUGAAUUAAAUUUUAAGUACUUUUUAUUAUUGAUAUUAAGUCUUUAUGUAUCCUUUGUGAUAAGAAAGAAUUGUAUUUGUAUGGACAUCUUUUAAAUCGAAAAUACUUUUCACUCCAUAUGCUUAUAAGCACAUGCUUGGUUUAUACGCUUGUUUGGCAACGUUUAAUAGCCCGACGUUUUCAAUAAAAGUUCAUAAGAAACAUCGUAAACAUGUUUCAUCGUCAUGGCAAGAAAACAGCUCUACCGACUAUAGCCUUUGAAGAAUGAUAUAUGACAACAUUUAACCAAUUUAUGUCAAGCGUCUAGACAAAAGGCCUUGGCAAACAGCGCAUGAUGCGGCAUCUCAUCAGUGUCUGCGCUGAUUGCUUUAAAAAAAUCUUUAAGACAUAUUCUAAGUAUAGAUAUUGAUAUACUAGACAUCCCUUAUUUUGGAAAUAAAUUGAUCCAAUUAAGAAGGAUGGGAGAGUCCACUAAGCAUAAGUGCGUUAAAGAUGAACGAGGAUACAUUGUUCAUCCACACAUGAAACGGAUUUACCAUAAAAUAGAGCAAACAAAGAAGCUCAAUAAACUCUAUCGUGAGAGAAA